Messenger RNA from Cylindrotheca closterium, 771 nucleotides. The record is from the annotation of a GenBank genome assembly. NCBI's taxonomy places the organism in Eukaryota, Bacillariophyta, Bacillariophyceae, Bacillariales, Bacillariaceae.
AUGUUCCAAAGACAUGAUGAAUCAAUUCAAGAUGGAAAGUCGAUCAACUUCAAUGUGAUCGCUCCAAGAUUGAACGCUCCAAGUCAAACUGAAGCUGUUGCAAGAGAAACAGAGAUGGCCCAAAACAAAAUUCUCUAUUCUGCAAAGCUUGAUGAGAACAUGCGAAGAUCAGCAUACUUCGAGACAAACAAGAGAACCGUCAAAUCAAACAUCAUGCUUAAGUUUGUGACGAAGGCGAUGGAUAUCAAGCUUCGAGGUGAAGCCAAUUUCACAACUACUCUUGAAGAUCCAAUCGAGCUCUUGAAACGUAUUGAACAAUUCAUGAAGAAGAGUGCUGAUGCUGAGUAUGAUUUCUUGGAUUUCUGGGAAGCGAAUCAAAAGUUCUUUGCUAUGAAACAAGGAACGACCAAAAACUUGAUGCAUUUCAAGGAACAAUUCUUGAGACAGGCUGAAGUCCUGCAAGAUCUAUAUGGCGUGGCCUGGUUCCGAGAUUUUGCAGUCAAGACAAAAGCAUAUGCUGCUAUUGCUAGCACCGAUACUGCUGCUCAAAACAAGUUCAAGGAUGAUAUCUUUAUAGCCGUUCUUGCAAUAGGAUUUCUGUGCAACUGCGAUUGGACGAGAACAGCUCCUCUGAUGCUGGAUCUUCAGACAAACUAUUGCAGAGAAGUGGAGUAUUAUCCAAAGACGGUCAGCAAAGCACAAGAUAUGUUGAAGAUUCACAUGCAGCUGGAGACCACGAGCCUACCGCUGAGCAAAACAAUAGGUCGCUGA